This is a messenger RNA of Nasonia vitripennis (jewel wasp), 1404 nucleotides long. RefSeq names its product trafficking protein particle complex subunit 13. Bases 117 to 1331 code for a protein of 404 amino acids. Gene Ontology annotation, cellular component: TRAPPIII protein complex. Lineage: Eukaryota; Metazoa; Arthropoda; Insecta; Hymenoptera; Pteromalidae. The transcript is spliced from 9 exons. The record is from RefSeq and is a predicted model, not a curated record.
AGGUAUUAUUUCUUUUGACGUCUGUCAAAGAGACACAAGACACUUUAUAAAUAUUGUAGUAUUGUUUUUUACCAUUAGUUUUAAUUAAAAAUUUAGAAUAAGUAAAAUUUGUCAAAAUGGAGUCCAAACCAAAAAGUGAGCACUUGCUAGCCUUAAAAGUUAUGAGGUUAACAAGGCCAACUCUAGCCAGCCCAGUAGUUGUGACAUGCGACUCGACGGAUCUGCCAGGCAAUACACUAAAUGUUGAAUUAAAGAAUGAUUGUACUGCUCUUCAAGGAAUGGAAACUGUAGCUAUAGGACAAUUUAUGAUUUUGCCACAAAGCUUUGGAAAUAUUUAUUUAGGAGAGAUAUUUUCAAGUUAUUUAUGUGUCCAUAAUGGUAGUCAUCAAGCCGUAAAGGAUGUUACAGUUAAAGCUAACUUGCAAACAAGUACUCAAACCAUUCCAUUAUCUGGUCAAAAUUCUCAAGCAACAGAAUUAGCACCAAAUCAUACAAUUGACGAAGUCAUCCAUCACGAAGUCAAAGAAACUGGAACCCAUAUAUUGGUUUGUGAAGUCACGUACACACCUCUUUUACUUGGCAGUCAACCAUUAUCAUUUAGGAAAUUCUUUAAAUUUCAAGUUGUAAAACCAUUGGAUGUUAAAACAAAAUUUUACAAUGCAGAAAAUGAUGAAGUAUAUAUUGAAGCCCAGAUUCAAAAUUUGACAGCUGGUCCUAUUUGCUUGGAAAAAGUAGCACUGGAAUCAUCUCAUUUAUUUACUGUUUCAACUCUCAGUGCAAACGAAAAACAAGAAUCAAUAUAUGGCAAACUCAACCUGUUAGAUUCUGGACACAGCAGGCAGUAUCUUUAUUGUUUAAAGCCAACACCCAGUUUGGCUAAAGAUCCAAAGAUGAUGCACAAUGCAACAAAUAUUGGUAAACUAGAUAUAGUGUGGAGAAGUAAUUUGGGAGAGAGAGGGCGACUUCAAACUAGUCAACUACAGAGAAUGGCUCCAGACUAUGGAGACUUAAGGGUCAGUGCAAAAGAUAUACCCUCAAAAAUUUAUAUAGAAGAACCUGUAAAUUUCAAAAUUCACAUAAUAAAUACCUCAGAAAGGCAAAUGGAUUUACUCUUGGGUUUGCAAUCGAAUACCUCUGUUGCAUGGAGUGGCAUAUCAGACAAAAUGAUUGGCACACUUAAGCCAGGGGAAUCGGUUCAUCUCCCACUUUGUUUAAUCCCGCUAGAAUCGGGUCUUGUUGCGGUUUCAGGUCUCAAGUUGACUGAUACUUUUCUCAAAAGAGUAUAUGAUUAUGAUGACUUGGCGCAGAUUUUUGUUAAUCACAUGGAUUAGGUUAAAUUUUUAUUAUAUUAAAUUUUAUAUUUAUAGAUGAAAUAAAAAAUGUUUAUUUGUUUAAAAAAUGUAA